UGAACAAGGCCAAAAGCCCAAGAAGAUAAUUCUCUUGUCUUGCUCAAGUGUCUCUUAUCCUUCCAAGAAACUGUAGAACACCCUUUUUAAGGCUCAAACCGUUUCUAGAAUUUCAAUUAAUUAAAUAAAUAAAUACAAACUGUUUAAUUCUGUCUGUCUGAAAUAAUGGGAUGUUCUUUCAAACCAUUACCUGCAAAUGCAUUUUCCAACCAAUCACUGCCCACUACAUUUAACAAGAAACCUUCUAAUUCCAUGUUGAAUGCAAAACCUGUUGCCAAAGAACUCUAUUUCAACCAUGAUGGUUCUACCACCAUUAAACUUCUGGCAGGAGUGAACAAGGUGGCAGACCUAAUUGGGGUGACAAUGGGUCCAAAGGGAAGAAAUGUGGUCUUGCAGAACAAAUAUGGACCUCCCAAAAUAGUCAACGAUGGCGAAACUGUUCUCAAACAGAUUGAGCUGGAUGACCCGUUGGAGAAUGUUGGAGUGAAAUUGGUUAGGCAAGCUGGUGCUAAAACAAAUGAUCUUGCUGGCGACGGUUGCACCACGUCUAUAGUUCUUGCCCGUGGCCUUAUCACCGAGGGUGUAAAGGUCAUUUCAGCUGGUUUGAACCCGAUUCAGGUCUCGCGAGGGAUUGAUAAAACCGCUGCAGCUCUUGUUUCUGAGCUCAAACUCAUGUCCAGAGAGGUUGAGGACCAUGAGCUGGCGGAUGUUGCUGCGGUUAGCGCUGGAAACGAUUAUAUUAUCGGAAAUAUGAUUUCCGAAGCUAUCCGACAAGUGGGGAGGAGGGGUUUUGUCACGAUCGAGAAAGGGAAUUACGCCGAAAGUAAUCUUGAAAUAGUCAAAGGAAUGAAGUUCGAUCGAGGGUUCUUGUCUCAGUAUUUCGUCACCGAUCGAAAGAAGAUGAUAGUUGAGUUUCAUGACUGCAAAUUAUUACUAGUGGACAAGAAAAUCACGGAUCCGAGGGAUUUUCUGAAGAUAUUGGACAACGCGGUGAAAGAACAGUACCCGGUAGUUAUAAUAGCCGAAGGGAUCGAAGAAGAAGCACUCGCUCCGGUAAUUAGGAACAAACUCAGAGGAGUGCUUAAAGCAGCCGCCGUUAAAGCACCCUCGUUCGGCGAACGCAAGAGCCACUAUUUGGACGAUAUUGCUGUCUUGACCGGAGGAACUGUGAUCAGGGAAGAAAUGGGGUACACUCUCGAAAAUGCACACAAAGAUAUGUUGGGGUCCGCUUCGAAAGUCGUGAUAACUAAAGAUUCAACGUUGAUUGUGACGGAUGGAAGCAAUGACGAGGCUGUUAAGGAGAGAGUUUCUCAGAUUCAAGGGCUUGUUGAGAAUACAGAAGAAAAAUUUCAAAAGAAUAUAUUGAACGAAAGAGUAGCCAGGUUAUUGGGCGGUGUAGCGAUUCUUCAGGUGGGAGCGCAAACAGUUGUCGAGUUAAAGGAUAAACAAUUAAAAGUAGAAGAUGCACUAAAUGCUACAAAGGCGGCAAUCGAAGAAGGAGUAGUAGUUGGUGGGGGGUGUUGCCUACUACGGCUUUCGACGAAGAUUGCUAGUAUCAGAGAAAAUUUGGACAAUGAAGAACAAAAAAUCGGAGCCGACAUUUUGAAACGAGCUUUGUCUUAUCCUGCAAGACAGAUUGCAAAGAAUGCCGGUGUCAAUGGGAGCACUGUUAUUCAGAAGAUUCUAUUAUCGGACGACGUAAACUAUGGGUAUAAUGCUGCAAAAGACAUAUACGAGGAUUUAAUGGCUGCUGGAAUAAUCGACCCUACAAAGGUUGUGAGAUGUUGUUUGGAGCAUGCAGCGUCGGUAGCGAAGACGUUUUUGACAGCCGAUGCAGUUGUUGUCGAAAUUAAGGAACCGGUUAAAGCGAGACCGAAUUUGAUGGGAGAGAGAAAACCAAUGCCAACCUCUGGUAUCGGACCACCACGUGGCCUACUAUAGUCGAUGAACGAACGGAUAAAUCUAUCGUACGUAAUCCCACGAAACGGCUUAAUUCACUCUCUCAUGCAAAAGGAGGGCAAGAAACACAAAAGAGAACUUAUCAGCAUUUUUGCAGCAUAGUGUAAUUUAGACUGCUUAAAUAUAUAUGUGUAUGAAUCAUAUAAUACAUGUAAUUUCGAGCAAUCUUUUUAGUGUGUUACCUUAAUAAAAUAAGUAAAUGAGGAAGCUGUUAGAUUGCUUGUCAUUUAUGAAGCAUGAAGAAGUGCAAUAAGCAUCAACUUGCAAUGAAUCAUGGGAUGCACAUACCAAGGAGACUGAAAAUGACAUAUAUACCCCUAAGAUAGGGUUUUUGUAGCUUCCCUAGUAAAGAGCAUAUGUCAAAUAAUUAGGGGUCGAAAUUGGAAUAAAAUUUUGGAUUUUCCCUAUUUUGAACAAUGUUUUUCAUUAUGAUU
Molecule: messenger RNA, 2393 nt
Organism: Erythranthe guttata (spotted monkey flower)
Lineage: Eukaryota; Viridiplantae; Streptophyta; Magnoliopsida; Lamiales; Phrymaceae
Gene: CPN60BETA4
Product: TCP-1/cpn60 chaperonin family protein
Biological process (GO): protein refolding
Molecular function (GO): ATP binding; ATP-dependent protein folding chaperone
Source: RefSeq, a predicted model, not a curated record